AUGCUUGGACUAGGUGGAUCAUGUUUAUCAAAGGAGUUUUUUGAUUUAGCAAAAUCAAUAGGAGAAGCUCCUUCGAAACAAGAGGAAGAUCGGAUUAUAUGCAAUGAAAUCGUUUUGCUUAAGUCAAGGUUUGCCGACCCUAAUGCAACAGUAAAACAGAUAAAGGAAUAUUUGAUUAGGGCUAUUUAUAUCGAAAUGCUCGGACAUGAUGCGUCGUUUGCCUAUAUCCAUGCAGUAAAACUAGCACACGAGAAAAAUAUAUUAUGCAAAAGAACAGGCUAUCUAUCAUGUAAUUUGUUUUUGAACAAAGAUCAUGAAUUGAUGUUGCUAUUAAUUAACACUAUUCAGAAAGAUUUAAAGAGCGAUAAUCAUUUAGAGAUUUGGGCAGCAUUAAAUUGUGUAUGUAAAUUAUUGAACAGUGAAAUGAUACCAGCAAUUUUUCCUAUUAUUAAAAAUUUGUUAAAUCAUAAAAAUGAAUUAAUACGGAAAAAAGUAUGUAUGUUAUUACACAAAAUAUAUUUAAUAGAUCCUUUAUUAAUUAAAGACAUUGAUGUAUAUCUAAAAAAAUUAUUGUGCGAUGUGGAUCCUUCAGUAAUGGGAGCAUCAUUAAAUUUAAUUGCAUGUAUUGCAAAGAAUCAUAUGAUGUAUUGUAUAAAGCUAGUUCCUUAUUUAGUUUCUAUACUUAAACAAAUAUGUGAAAAUAAAUUACCAAAAGAGUAUGACUAUCACAGAAUACCUGCACCAUGGAUACAGAUAAAAAUAUUAUCCAUUUUUAGAAUUCUGGGUUUUUCGAAUAAAAAAUUAUCAGAACAAAUGUAUGAAGUAUUACAGAAAACAAUGCAGAGAGCAGAUUUUGGUAUUAAUGUCGGUUAUGCUAUUAUUUAUGAAUGUGUAAAAACUAUUGCAAUUAUAUACCCAUCUCAUAAUUUGCUAGAAUUAGCAUCUUUAUCUAUUUCAAGAUUUAUUUCUUCGGAUAAUCAUAAUCUUAAAUAUGUAGGGGUUACAGGUUUAGCCUUAAUUGUAAAAAUUAACCCUAUGUACGCAAGUAAACAUCAGUUAGCAGUUGUAGACUGUUUAGAAGAUAAAGAUGAAACGUUAAAAAUGAAAACAUUAGAUUUGUUAUAUCAAAUGACAAAUCCAUUAAAUGUGAAAGUUAUUGUAGAUAAACUAUUAUUUCAUAUAGAAAAUUCUCUUGACAUUCAUUUUAAACAUGAUUUAGCUUGUAAAACUAUACAACUUAUUGAAAGAUACACCCCUGAUGAUAUUUGGUUUCUCAAUAAGAUAAAUUCCCUCUUUUUAUCAGUAGGUGAAUUAUUAGAUGAAAGUUAUUCUUAUUCACUAAUUAAGUUAUUGAAAGAUAGUUCUAUAUGCGCAGAGUCAGAUUCAGAUGACGGUAUGGUUAGAAGUGAAAUAAAUGAAGGGAUUAAUAGUAAGACAGAAAAUGUAAAUAUAGAAUGUUUGAACAUUGUAAAAGAGGAAAAUAACAAGGUUGACUUGUUGGAUACCGGGGAAAAAAAGGAGGAAGGAGUUGAGCAUGACGUAAGUAAAGGUGAUGAAAGAAAUGCGGUUAGCGUGUUUGAGAGGGGAAAUGGAGUUAGUAAUGAAAAUAGUGUAAAUGGCGCAAAUAGCGCAAAUAUUGCGAAGGAUGGAAACGAUAGUAAGGUGGAUGCUAUAACAAAUGAAAGGGCAUCAAGUAAGAAUUAUAAUAUGGAUAAUGCUGGUAAGGACAUAGGUGAUAAGAAUAAUACGAUAGAUCAUGAAUCCAAUGUUAGUGGGAAAAGCACUGAUGAAAAAAAAUUAAAAGGAAAAAGAAAGAUGAACUAUGAUGUACACAUCUUGAGGAAAUAUGCCAUAAACACAUACGUAAGAAUGUUAGAAAAUAAUGAAAACAUACCAUUCAUUUUAAUGCAAAUAAUUUGCUGGGUAUUAGGUGAAUAUAGCUACUUAUGUGAUUUAGAAAAUUACACAAUUGAAGAUAUUAUUGAUUUAUUAUGUGAAUGUCUAGAAAAAAAUUUUAAUAACCCAGAUAGAGUAAAGUCAUGUAUAAUAACAGCUAUUUUUAAAUUAUGUGCUUUUAAUAAUAUAACUGAUCAUGUAGUAGCAAAGAAAUUAAUUGAGAAAUACAAAAACAGUCAAAUAACUGACAUGCAACAAAGAUGUUAUGAGUAUGAUUUAAUAUUGAAUAAUCCUACGUUAAUGAAAAAUUUAUUUUGUGUAACAAAUAAUAAAAAAAAAAUAUCUAUUGAUGAGAAUUUAUCUUUCUUAAAUCCAUUCAUAGAAAAACAUUUGGAAAAUGGUGGAAAAUCUUACAUUACAAAAGAGUUAAGAAGAAAUGAAAAUAAUUUUGAGUCGUCCAAAAAUAAUGCUCCUGUACUUAACUUUACUCCUUAUGAACUACCAUUAAAUAAUAAAAUAAACGUAGAUACAUUUCACACAUCAAAUAAUAAUUAUCCAUACCAAAAAAAUUAUAAGUAUGAUUCUCCUGUCCUUGCUUCGACAAUAGAAAAUUUUUCUACGCAGAAUGAAAAGGAAAAAUCUUUUAAACUUAAUGUAGUAGGACCGAAAAAAUGGAAGAAAGAAACGUGCGAAGUGGAAAGGAAAAAUAGUAACAAAAAUAGCAAAAGAAAAUUUACUAAACUGAGGGAGGAAAACCAGGAAAAUCGUUAUGAUAACAAUUAUCAUGAAGAUGAAGGAGAAGAUGGAGGGGAUGAGAAUGAAGAGGAAGAUGAUGGAGAUGACGAAGGAUAUGAUGAGAGAGAUGAUGAUGAUGAUGAAGAAGAGGAUGAUGAGGAAGACGAAGAAGAGGAUGAAGACGAAGGAGGAAAUUAUGGUACUAAUCAUUAUUCUUUAAAUGAAGAAGAAGAUGAAAAAAGAUUAGAUAGUAUUGAUGGCUACGACGAUCAGAAUUAUGAAAGGUUUGAUGAUACAGAUUCUCACAAUUUAAAAGAAUAUAAAUAUGAAGAUAAUAGUUAUGAUAAUAAUGUGUACAAUAAACAGAGAGGUUCACAUAUGAACAAUGAUCAAACAACAACAAAUAAUGAGUUGACGGAAAAAGAAAAAAUGGCUGCUGCAUUAUUUAAUGGACUAAUAUCAAAUAAUUCUUCAGUUUUUCAAUCAAAAAAUAAUUAUUCUUCAAAUUAUUCGAGUAAAAAAAGAGUUUCUUUACUUUCCAACAGGAAUUAUUUUAAUUUCAAACGUGACAACAAUAAGAAUGAUUCACAAAAAAACUCAUUCGAUGAGAGAGGAUACCAGGGAAAGACUGAAAAAGAGGAUGAUGUAUCAAUAAAUCAAGAUGAGCAAAAAAAAAUGACUUCACGAAGCUUAUUGGAUAGUAGUUUAAAUAAUCUAAAAAAAAAUGAAGAUAUGAGAGAUUCAAAUUUUUCUUAUGAUAUGCUAGAUUUAAACGAGUCUUUUGGAGGGAAAAAUUAUACGGAGGUGAAUAAUGCUAGUAAAGAUGAGGACAAAAAUCUUUGGAACAAUAUAGGAAGUCAGAAAAAAGCUGUUUUUCUGAACACGUCCAAAUUAAACAUAUUUCAGAUAAUUAAACAUAUCGAGAAUAAGUUACGUGCCAGUGUAGUUGAAGUUAGCAAAAGGGAAGCGCUAACUUCAUGUAUCUACAACAAUAAUAGAGUUUUAAUAAAAAUCAGAAUAGAAGACAAUAAAUUAAUUUUUUUAGUUAAGUCCGCCGAUAACAAAUUGUUUGACAGCGUUUUUGAUAUUCUGAGAAAUUUGUUUCAUUUAUGA
Molecule: messenger RNA, 3744 nt
Organism: Plasmodium malariae
Lineage: Eukaryota; Apicomplexa; Aconoidasida; Haemosporida; Plasmodiidae
Product: AP-4 complex subunit epsilon, putative
Exons: 7
Coding region: 1-3744 (1247 amino acids)
Biological process (GO): intracellular protein transport; receptor-mediated endocytosis
Cellular component (GO): membrane coat; AP-4 adaptor complex
Molecular function (GO): cargo adaptor activity
Source: RefSeq, a predicted model, not a curated record